CAGAUGUCAAGCAAACAAUGAUACCUAACCUUAAAAAUUCACAAAUUUUAUUAAGAAAAUAAUGGAUACAAAUGAAGCCCGCAAAAAUUUAGAGGUGUGUUUAGGUGACGAUUUGAAGAAAGAAUACUUUGCAUUACUUCGACAGUGGUUCUCAUUCAGUGUUCCCUUAACUAAAGAAGAAUUCGAUAGAAAUGUAAGAAGGUUGCUUGUGAACGAGGAACAGAUACGCUGUCAUAACUAUUUCCUCUUAGCUAUGCUUUCAAAGAAUAGCACAAAUCAUAGACCAAAAAGUGUGAGAACUACUAAUGACAAGGGCAUUUUUGAAUGUGCUGAUUUUUCUGAAUAUGUGCAGCCAUCCAGUCCCUCAAUGUUGCCUCCGUCUGAUUUUGAAAACAGAAGUGCGGCGGCAGAACUAUUCAUACCCGAUAGUAGUUUCGUCUCUAGUAGAAUAGCAGUGAUGGCUUGGGAGAAUGGUUUAGAAGGAGCCGAUGACAGUGUAACUGAACUUAUUGUUCAUGCUUGUCAAGUGUUUGUGAAAAAUAUUGUUACGGCAAUGAUAUCAAAAUGCAAAGGGUAUAAAAUAAGAAAUAGGAAGUUUCAAUACGGAUUUAAUCAUCCCAUACCUGAUCCAUUUAUUAGGAAUUUUAAUAACGUUACUGAUGAUACUCAGGAAUCAAAGGUAGAAGUCGUAAAUGCAGACGACAAUUUUAAGCCUAAGUGCAAAAUGUCUUUGGAAAAUGCGGAACAGCAAAUGGCUUUCACAUAUUCUUGUGCAAAGAAGAAGAAAUGUGAGAAUGUUUUGUCUGUGAAACUUUUGUACGACACUAUUAGAGAAAAUCCGACGAUAUUAGGCUUACAUUCGAUACAUAGCGUAAAUCUCUUCAAGCUUGGUUUACAACUAAAUGAAGAGGAUGAAUUUUAAAAUAAUGUUUU
Messenger RNA from Anoplophora glabripennis (Asian longhorned beetle), 933 nucleotides. RefSeq names its product transcriptional adapter 1. Gene Ontology annotation, biological process: regulation of transcription by RNA polymerase II. Lineage: Eukaryota; Metazoa; Arthropoda; Insecta; Coleoptera; Cerambycidae. Gene Ontology annotation, cellular component: SAGA complex. Gene Ontology annotation, molecular function: transcription coactivator activity. Bases 62 to 922 code for a protein of 286 amino acids. The record is from RefSeq and is a predicted model, not a curated record. The transcript is spliced from 2 exons.